Prunus armeniaca (apricot) is the source of this 234-nucleotide messenger RNA. The record is from the annotation of a GenBank genome assembly. Lineage: Eukaryota; Viridiplantae; Streptophyta; Magnoliopsida; Rosales; Rosaceae.
AUGACCGGGCCGUCGUCCUCUUCCAACCCCAGCCAGGCUUUGCCGCCAGCCGUCGUGAUUUCGCCGGAAAAUGAGAAGAAACGCGUCGGUUUUGAUAGAAACUUCGCCGGCUUCAUUCGUCAUCGUCCGGCCACCAUUUCCGACGAUCCAGGUAUGGAUCUUGAACCUCUCGAGCUGUUCUUGCUUCCUGUUGUGUUAGAUUUGAGAUAUUUCUGCAUUUUGGAGAUCGAUUAA